GCAAGAAAGGGAAGGAUUUUCGUUGAUGUUUUUGUAGGUGUUCCAUUUUUAGAUAAAUAAUAAGUAUUCCGGAGGCGCAUUCGUGUCAAGGAAGUGUUUUUCAAAUGGUGGAUAAAUGUCUAUGAAGCCAAUAAAAAUGCCGUCGGCGACGAAAGACUCAACUAUCCUGAAGAUUGCGGUUGAAAUGCUCAAUGCGCACGACAAGGUGCCGCAACUGAUUGAAUUCGACCAAAGUCAGCCUCUCUCCAGUAUUAUUCAGCUUCUGUGCAAGGCGUGGGGUCUUCCCGAUCCCGUUAACUAUGCCUUGCAGUUCUCCGAGAGCAACAAUCAGAAUUAUAUCACCGAAAAAAAUCGGAAUGAAAUUAAGAACGGUUCUGUCUUACGCCUCGAACAGUCCCCUGCGAAGACGGUGCAAGACAUACUGGCAAAGAUCAACACUGGCACAGAAGCCGAGCAAACGACUGCGUUGACCAAACUAUCAACCGUAAGCAGCGAUCUAACUUUCGCUUUGGAAUUUAUCAACAAGAAAGGAUUGUCACUUAUCAUACACAAUAUCGAGUCAGGAAAGUUCAAAGGCGACAGCUUCAAGUAUGCCUUAGUCACUUUUGUCGAGCUCAUGGAUCACGGCAUUAUAUCGUGGGAUAUUUUACAAAACCAGUUCAUAAAUAAAGUUGUCAGUUUUGUGAGCAACCAAUCGAAUGCACAAGACCCAAAGAUAAUUCAAUCCUGUCUCUCUAUUCUCGAAAAUAUUGUUCUCAACAGCUCUGGUAAGAAUUCCCAUGUAGAGAAGGAAAUCACUAUACCAAGUCUUAUUUCACAUCUGGAGAAUCAAGAUAUUAUUAUUCAGCAAAAUGCGAUUGCACUGAUCAAUGCGAUAUUUUCAAAAGCAGAUAUAACUAAAAGGAAGACUAUAUCUGCAACAUUGUGCUCAAAACAGGUCAGAAAUAAGAUUUAUGACAAUUUAAUCACUAAAAAUGUUUCAAAAGAUGGACUUGGUACUGAGUUGGCACACCAACUGUAUGUAUUACAAUCUCUGACGUUAGGAUUAUUGGAACCCAAAAUGCGUUCAAGAGCAGACACCCAAGAACAAGAAUCACAGGAAAAAAUCAAAGAACUACGCAAGUUGGCCUUUGAAAAUGAUAACAACACUAACAUCGAAGUCACAACUCGACGCCAAACAGGAAGCUUGUCUAAGGAUUUUAAAAAGCUUGGGUUUAAAUGUGAAAUUGAUCCCAUCAAGGACUUCAACGAGACACCGCCUGGUAUUCUAGCAUUAGAUUGUAUGUUAUACUUUGCCAGAAACCAAAGAGAAGAUUACACUAAGAUAGUAUUGAGAAAUAGCUGUAGGGCUGAUGAACAAGAAUGCCCAUUUGGAAAAACUAGUGUAGAAUUAGUAAAGCUUUUAUGUGAUAUACUGCACAUUGGAGAACCACCAAGUGAUCAAGGACAGACAUAUCAUCCUCUCUUCUUCACUCAUGACCAUCCAUUCGAAGAACUCUUUUGUAUCUGCAUAGUUAUACUGAAUAAGACAUGGAAAGAAAUGAGAGCAACAACAGAAGACUUUGUCAAAGUCCUUAGUGUAGUAAGAGAGCAGAUAAGUAGGGCAUUAGCUUCAUCUCCUAAAAGCUUUGAGAAAUUCAAACAAAAGAUCAAAGAGCUGACUUACAAUGAAAUAACUCAUCUGUGGCAGCAAGAGCGCACAAAUAGAGAAGUAUGGGAGUCACAUGCAAGACCAAUAGUAGAGUUAAAAGAGAAAAUAACCCCUGAAAUAAUUGAUCUUAUUCAGCAGCAGAGACUAGGAGUUUUAGUAGGUGGUACAAGGUUUAAAAAGUAUAUGAAAAUUAACAGAAAGGAUAGAUUCUGGUUUGUUCGAUUAUCGCCAAAUCAUAAAAUACUUCACUAUGGAGAGUGUGAUGAGAAAAGUACACCAAGUUUGGAAGAAUUGGGGACAAAAUUAGCUGUCUCAGAUAUAAAAUGUGUUGUGGUUGGUAAAGAAUGCCCCCACAUGAAGGAUUUGAAAGGCAAAAUAAGUAGUCCACAUUUGGCAUUUUCCCUUAUAUUGAAGGCUGCUGAAGUUCCAUCUUUAGACUUUGUAGCUCCUGAUGAACAGAUUUUCGAUUACUGGACAGAUGGUAUUAAUGCUUUGCUAAAAGAAAAGAUGACAAGCAAAUCUUUUGAGAAUGACUUAGAAACUCUGCUUUCUAUGGAUAUUAAGGUUAGAUUGCUUGAUGCUGAGGGUAUAGACAUACCGCAAGACCCACCACAGAUUCCACCAGAGCCUGAAGAUUAUGAUUUUUACUAUGAUAAUAACUAAUCUAUCUAAAAAUGUGCCAUAAAAGUUUUAUCCACAAGGUAAGGUAAUGCAACUAUGAAAACAACAAAAUACAUGUAUGAAUCCUGAAUGCUAUUAUAUAUGAUUCAAAAACAACUUGGUAAAAUACUGGUAGGUGUGCUGCAUUGCUUGUCAUAACACUGAAAAAAGCUUCUAGCUCAAUUAAGUGCAUUUUAUAUGUUGACUGCAAUCCUCUGCACUGCACCAAAAGUAUUAAAAUAAUGAUGCUGUAAUGAGGGUAACCAAAAUUUGCACUAUUCUUUUAAGGGUUAUGCAGACCAUAUUUACUCCAAAUUAAGACAUGUGGUCAAUGAGUGAUCCACUCCUCAUCCAAUUUUUUACUUCAAGUUUGCUGUAAUUAUGUCAUAUUACUUAAAGCUUACAUUCCAAUGCUUCAGCGAAGUCACUGAUGAGUUGCUAUUGUUUGCAAUAGUUUUUAAACUGAGAAUGUUUAUGUUACACAACUUACUGUGAAAUGUCGAUAUUUAAAUACCCCGUUAACUGAAAAUGGUAAAGGGCCGCGGUGCCAACUUGCAAGCAACCAAUCACAAAACUUGCUCUAAGGCUGGUUUCUUAAAGCCAUCUUAAACGACGCGAAGGACCUAGGUUGAAUUCUGCAGUUUGACCUGGCUUUAAGUUGGAGCAAGAUUUGUAUGGUUGUAAUUGAAGACUUUGUUCGGAAUAUUGGAUUGUUUAAGAAAAGCUUAUUUAGCAAAAAUAAGUAGAACAGCAUUUGGGGCUCUUAAUAUAGUUUAAAUUAAGUAAUUUAACUUUGGAGUUAUAGUGUUACUAUACUGAAAAAAGUCGUACAAAUCUUGGGUUCAGGACCAUUCUAUUCAUUCCUUAACAUUUUUUAAUUAAUUAUAUUAUUAUAUUUUGUUUAUUAUUAAUCAAAGAUUAUAACAUUCCCAAUUUCUUGUACAUAAAUCUCUAAAAAAAUUGACAGGUGUAAUAGAAAUGCUUUUGCCUUAUUACAAUGUGCAGUAGCUUUUCCUACUGCAGAUUAUAAAAAGGCAAUAUCAAUUUAUAACAUUACGUUCGAUUUGUCAAUUUAGAGUUAUAGAGAUUUGUGUAAAUAAAUUGGCACCAAUGUUUAUUAUUUAAGAUUCUAUUAAGCUUUAAUGAUAGUAGGAAAUUAUUCUUUAAUCAAUAUACAUUAUUGUAAUCCAUUUAAUUCAAAUGUAGUUAUUAUUAUUAAGAUUGCACUAUUGGACUGUUUUAUUAUCUUUUUACACCAAUGUUAUAUUAUUGGAAGUUGUAGAUAGCUAUGUUAUAAGUUCAUAACACAAGAAAGGAAGUUGGACACCAAAGAUAAUAAGUAAGAAAUCAAUGUUUUUUACAAUAUUAAACAAAUUAUAUAUUUCAAAUCUGCAUUAUUCUGA
Messenger RNA from Pararge aegeria (speckled wood butterfly), 3714 nucleotides. It is a transcript of the gene Ced-12, whose product is annotated as engulfment and cell motility protein 1. The coding region runs from base 116 to 2314 and encodes 732 amino acids. The transcript has a single exon. Gene Ontology annotation, biological process: actin filament organization; cell motility. The record is from RefSeq and is a predicted model, not a curated record. Gene Ontology annotation, cellular component: plasma membrane. NCBI's taxonomy places the organism in Eukaryota, Metazoa, Arthropoda, Insecta, Lepidoptera, Nymphalidae.